AUGGACAACAUUGAAGAAACUAAGGAAGAAAUAAUAAAUAAUGAAGAAGAAGAUCAGGAAUAUGAAGUAGAACAAAUCAUAUCGCAUACUUUUGAAAAAAACCAUCUGUUUUACUUAGUAAAAUGGGCAAAUUAUGAUCAUUCAGAAGAUUCUUGGGAACCAGAAGAAGGACUAUACAACUCUAUGGAUAAAGUAACUGAAUACUGGGAAACUGUUGAUGAAGACCUCAAAGAAAAGAUAUUUGGUACGCAAAAUACACAAAAAGCAUCUAAACCGCCACCUAAACUGAAUAAAAAUAAAAGAUUCGAGCGCAAAAACAAAUCAAAGCCUUCACACACCAAAAAAUCCUAUGAUUUUACAUUUGAUUAUGUAUAUACUGAUAAUUACGUUCAACAAGAACCAAAAGAACCUGAAGAACAACCUCGUGUGAAAGAGAGCAAAAUAAAAGCGGCUCUUUCACAAGAAAAAUAUUUAAAGCAUGCCGAAACGAAAUCUACACCUGAUGCUCCUCACGUAUUAGGAGCAUACAAAAUAGAUGAAGAUAUAUACUUUGCAUGCGAACUUGAUGGCAAAAAUGUUUCAAUUUCAAAUGAAGAUAUGAAAUUAUAUUAUACAGAUGCAUUACUUCAAUUUUACGAAGAGAAUCUUACUAUUUCAAAGAAUUUUGAUUUCCAUGUCCAUAAGUAA
Molecule: messenger RNA, 687 nt
Organism: Trichomonas vaginalis G3
Lineage: Eukaryota; Parabasalia; Trichomonadida; Trichomonadidae
Product: chromobox protein family
Exons: 1
Coding region: 1-687 (228 amino acids)
Biological process (GO): chromatin organization; negative regulation of transcription by RNA polymerase II
Cellular component (GO): pericentric heterochromatin
Molecular function (GO): chromatin binding
Source: RefSeq, a predicted model, not a curated record